Molecule: messenger RNA, 1191 nt
Organism: Gamsiella multidivaricata
Lineage: Eukaryota; Fungi; Mortierellomycota; Mortierellomycetes; Mortierellales; Mortierellaceae
Exons: 7
Coding region: 1-1191 (396 amino acids)
Source: RefSeq, a predicted model, not a curated record
AUGGCCGCUUCCAGCGCUGGUGCUGCUGGAUCAGGAAGACCUACAGCAUUAACAACUGCCCACAACUUAUCAAGUACUGGAAGCCCCGUUACUGCCGGAGGUGUCAGCAAUGCGGCCGUAAACCUUCGCGGCAAGGUCAAGCAGCCCAUGAGAACGACCAAGACCAGUCAGAAAUUGACUCUGUUCCCUGAAGAAAAGGAGGUGCCGGUGCUGGAGGACGAGUACGCUUUUGACGAUACAACUUACAACCAGAUCGGUCAACUAUCUUCGGGAACGGCAAGAAAUGAUGCCCAUCGCAUGAGCAAGCUGGAUAGACAAAAACUGCCUCGAGUGAUCGCGUACUGCACAGCAUCUAUCUAUACACCCUUCUCGUACACGACGACGUCGAAACCACCGACUACGGGUGAUCUGUUAGGUCUCGAUGAGGCCGCCACGAAUGGACCACGUCUUCUUGAGCAGCAGCGAUUGAAGGAGAACACACCAGAAUUAUUCUUCUUUGACUACGGCGUUACUGUAAUCUGGGGAAUGUCAGAGCAGGAAGAGUCGCGUCUUUUGCAGGAGAUCUCCAGGUUCGAGGAGGAAAAGCUGGAUGAGGAGGAUGUCGAGACCGAAGAGUUUUCGUACCAUUACAACUCAGAGUAUCAACCCAGGAUUUACAACGAUGUGAUCACUCUCAAGAGCGCGGUCAACUACAUGGUGAAGCUGACCAUUUCGCACGCCAUCGCUCAAUCCGUCAAGAUGACCCUCUUUGAGGGACUCAUUGAAAACACGAUCAACGCCACGAAAAAUAUCCCACAGACAAUGGCCGAGACGGGCAAGGUCCCAAUGUCUAGGACGGCCAUCACGAAGAAGAUUGGACAGCUUUUCAUCAUGAGAAUCAAUGUCAAUCUUGUCAGCAACAUCCUGGAUACACCGGAGAUCUUUUGGUCAGAGCCAUCGUUCCAGCCCCUGUACUCUGCAAUUCGAGGUUAUCUGGAGAUCAGUCAACGCGUUGAGCUCUUGAACCAGCGCACAUCUGUGAUCAGCGACCUGCUGGAUAUGUUGAAGGAGCACCUGAACUCUUCCCACGGCGAGCAACUGGAAUGGAUCGUUAUUGUUCUCAUUUUCUUUGAGAUUGUUAUAGGAGUCAUCACCAUUUGCUUGGAUGCCUUCAGUUACAGUCGCGGUAGCAGCGCACACGUCCAAUACUAG